AUGGCGGUGGCGUCGAGGCUGGCGGUGGCGCGGGUCGUCUCGCCGGACGGCGGCGCGGGGACCGGGAGAAGGGGGCCGUCGGGGUUUGCGGCGGCGGCGGCGGCGGCGAGGAGGGGGAGGAGGCGCGGAGGGGCCGUGGCCGCCAGCCCCCCGACGGAGGAGGUGGCGCAGAUGACGGAGCCGCUCACCAAGGACGACCUCGUCGCCUACCUCGCCUCCGGGUGCAAGCCAAAGGAGAACUGGAGAAUUGGCACAGAACACGAGAAGUUCGGUUUCGAUGUUGAAACAUUGCGCCCUAUAACGUAUGAUCAGAUCAGUGGCAUACUGAAUGGGUUGGCUGAGAGAUUCGAGUGGGACAAGAUAAUGGAAGAAGGCCAUGUUAUUGGUCUCAAGCAGGGAAAGCAAAACAUUUCACUGGAACCUGGGGGCCAGUUUGAGCUUAGUGGUGCUCCUCUUGAAACGUUGCAUCAAACUUGUGCAGAGGUCAAUUCGCAUCUUUAUCAGGUCAAAGCAGUUGGUGAGGAAAUGGGAGUUGGAUUUCUUGGACUUGGUUUUCAGCCAAAAUGGCCACUGAGUGAUAUACCAAUAAUGCCCAAGGGAAGGUACGAAAUUAUGAGAAAUUACAUGCCUAAAGUUGGUUCUCUUGGCCUUGAUAUGAUGUUCCGCACAUGCACUGUGCAGGUUAAUCUCGACUUCAGUUCAGAGCAAGAUAUGAUAAGCAAAUUCCGUGCUAGCCUCGCAUUGCAGCCUAUCGCGACAGCAAUAUUUGCAAACUCUCCCUUCAAAGAAGGAAAACCAAAUGGGUUUCUCAGUUUAAGAAGCCAUAUCUGGACUGAUACUGAUAACAACCGCUCGGGGAUGCUUCCUUUUGUUUUUGAUAAUUCAUUUGGAUUUGAGCAAUAUGUGGACUAUGCAUUAGAUGUCCCAAUGUAUUUUGUAUACCGGAACAAGAAAUACCUUGACUGUACCGGAAUGUCAUUUCGGGAUUUUAUGGUAGGAAAGCUCCCACAGGUUCCGGGGGAGUUGCCCACUUUGAACGACUGGGAGAACCAUCUAACAACAAUUUUUCCUGAGGUUAGGUUGAAGAGAUACAUCGAGAUGAGAGGUGCUGAUGGUGGCCCAUGGAGGAGAUUGUGUGCCUUGCCUGCAUUUUGGGUUGGGUUGUUGUAUGAUGAGGAGUCACUCCAAAGCAUUUUGGACAUGACUGCUGAUUGGACAAAGGAAGAAAGAGAGAUGUUAAGACGGAAGGUGCCAGUAACUGGUUUGAAAACACCAUUCCGUGAUGGCUAUGUAAGAGAUUUAGCUGAAGACGUUCUCCAGUUGGCUAAGAAUGGACUAGAAAGAAGAGGAUACAAGGAGGUUGGUUUCUUGAGAGAGGUUGACGAAGUGGUUAGAACAGGUGUGACACCUGCUGAGAGGCUUCUGAACCUGUACGAGACGAAGUGGAACCGAAGCGUGGACCCUGUAUUUGAGGAAUUGUUAUACUGAUAAUAAGAAGCAUCAAAGCCUAUCAUAUUUAACUUUGGUGAACGCUUGACAGGGUCUUCAGAUUGUAUCACCUACCCCAAAAAUCUCAUCCUCAAUUAUACAAGCCAUCUGACAAGGGGAACUUCCUUCCGGUCUUGCGGCUGCGAAUAACUUGAAGCUCGGAACACUUUGUUUGUGGGUGACCUUUCCAUUUUCAGUUGUUGGGAGUUUUUACAACUUUUGAUUUCCCCCUAUCCACAGGGAGCUGGAACAAACCACUGUUUGUACCGGACCCUUUUUCUUCUUUUCCUGAUGAAUGUUGUACUGUAUCAGAAUAAAUCCAUCUUGUGUAAUGGUGGAAGGAACCUGAUUCCCGAGAAAUAAUUUGGAGUGUUUGGGACGCAUGUUCAUGUUAAUCAAAGCACAGGUUUCUGUGGCCAUUUGUCUC
Molecule: messenger RNA, 1915 nt
Organism: Lolium rigidum
Lineage: Eukaryota; Viridiplantae; Streptophyta; Magnoliopsida; Poales; Poaceae
Product: glutamate--cysteine ligase B, chloroplastic-like
Exons: 15
Coding region: 1-1488 (495 amino acids)
Biological process (GO): glutathione biosynthetic process; modified amino acid biosynthetic process
Molecular function (GO): glutamate-cysteine ligase activity
Source: RefSeq, a predicted model, not a curated record